AUGGCCACGCCCAAGCGGCGGACCGCGUCGCGUUCCGCACCAUCCUCGUCGCGUAGCGCCAGGACCCCAACGCGCGCCAGAGCUGCAACGAGACAGGGGUCAGUUACGCCGCGCAAAGGAGCCACAGACGAUUUCGCCUUGGACCCGGCAUUACUCGAUGAUCACGACCGCGCUCUGCAGGACGACAUCGACGCCGAAGGCGAGGUUGACGACGGGGUCGGGUACUAUUACCCACCAGAGGGAUAUUACUACCCUCCUGCCGCGGACACCGCGCCUGAUCCCGCCUUCGUCGCUGCUAGUGCGCCGCCCGCCGUCGAGACCCACUUCGCCGCGAGUGCCGACCCGUUCAUGGAGCUCCAUCUCGCAUCACCUUCGGCGCGUCAUUCACUCCCUCCCCUCCAGUAUGACCUCGACUCUUUGCGCAACUCUCUUGCCCCGUCACCACCACCGAUGCCCUUGGGAAACGGCGUGGCCGCGAAGCGCAAGAGAAGCCGCCUCAGAAAGCACCCAAUCGAGCCGCUUGCAAACGGUGGCGACCACACACCCAGAGCAAAGCCGAACGGCAAGCUCGCAAAGGAGGGCUCAACUGCGCCGCGCGCGAAUGGCAAGACCUCCGGCAAGCCCGUCAUAAUCAGAGAGGAGGUCUGCGGCUUCUGCCAGCAGCCCGACUACAAGAACGAGAGUGGCCCGAAGGAGAAGCUCGUCAGUUGCACGAUGUGCGGCCGGAGCGGGCACCCCAUAUGCCUCGGCUUCACCCACCCCAAGAUCAAGAAGAAGAUCAUGAGCUACCCGUGGUGCUGCAUCGAGUGCAAGCCAUGCGAGUCAUGUCGUUCGCAAGGCGACGACAACCGCUUGCUCUUCUGUGAUGGGUGUGACCGGGGCUGGCACAGCUAUUGCCUUGUGCCGCCAUUGAAGGGACCACCCCAAGGCGUGUGGUACUGCAAUACUUGCGCCGUCGAUUUCAAGGGCAACAACAAAGCCUCCACCUCCACCACUCCUGUACCGAAGACAUCAACACCGGCUCACAAACUUGCGGCGUCAUCGAGGAAGGGCAAGGAGCGUGCCGUGGACACACCUCUGCUUGAGGUGCAGGCGCCCACCCCGCGCGACCGGAAGCGCAAGGCCAACACGACCUUAUCCCGCGACGACACUCCCCUCAGCGAACCGCCAUCUAAACUUCGUCUGAAGCCCAACGGUCACCCGAAAGACCGUGACAAAUCACGACGCUCCCGCGACAUAUCCAACCCCGAAGCCUCCAUUUCUACGUCGCCGUCAGGAGGCCUGGUUCUCAAGCUGCGAGUCCCCAGUGCAUCGAGACGCGACGUCGAGAUCGAGGAGGAGCCGGAGGAGCAAGUGCCCUAUGGUGGCGUUAUCGAAGGAGAUGAUGCCGACACCUCGCGAACUUCGAUCCUGGAGUCGGACAAAGUGCUCUUCGAGAAGAGCCGCAAGGCAGCCGAGAACAGGCUAGGAGGGCCACCGUUGCCGUUGUGGGACCCACAAGCAACACUAUCAUCCCCUGUGCCAUCACGACCUUCGACACCGGGACCUUCGAAGCCGGGAAAGGCGCUUUUCAAGGUCAGUCCUGGGACGCCCACGCUCUCGACGCCAGGCUUCGCCACACCCACAGCUGUCUCUGUCGCAAUGCGACCCUUGCGUGACCGUGUGUUGCUCCAGCAGAGCGCGUCAACGAGCAACCUGCCAACGCUCGGCAAUCUGGUGUCCCCAGUCAGCGCACCUGUCACUCCCAGCGGGCACCCUGAAAAGAUCAACAAGAUCCGUUUCGGCGUCUACGACAUCGACACCUGGUAUCAGGCCCCUUAUCCUGAGGAGUACGCCCAAGUGCCCGACGGACGCCUAUGGCUGUGCGAGUUCUGCCUCAAGUACAUGAAGAGCGGAUUCGUUGCUGGUCGGCAUAGGAUGAAGUGCAAGGCGCGGCAUCCUCCUGGCGAUGAAAUCUAUCGCGACGGGAACGUCUCGGUGUUCGAGGUCGACGGCCGUAAGAACAAGAUCUAUUGCCAGAAUCUAUGCCUGCUGGCGAAGAUGUUCCUCGACCACAAGACGCUGUACUACGACGUUGAGCCGUUCCUCUUCUACGUCAUGACUGAGGUUGACGAUCUCGGAGCGCGGUUCGUUGGGUACUUCUCCAAGGAGAAGCGGAGUCCGGACAACAACGUCAGCUGUAUCAUGACGCUGCCAGUGCGCCAGCGUAAGGGAUGGGGCCAGCUUCUCAUCGACUUCAGCUACCUUCUCUCAAAGAAGGAGGGGCGUCGAGGGUCACCGGAGCGUCCGCUGUCUGGACUGGGGUUGCUCAGUUACCAGAGUUACUGGCGCAACACCGUGUUCCAGUACCUACGAACAGCCACUGGCCGAAUUCAACUGAAGGACAUUGCGAAGGCCACCUCGAUGACAUUGGCAGACAUCUACACUACUCUUCGGGACAACAACAUGAUCAACGUGUUAGAGACUGCGGCACAGACGCCAGUCUCACGCCACAAGCCGCGUCGCGGACGGCCACCGAAGAAGCCGCGGCCACGUCCCGAACAGUCUCAGUUCGAGGGCAAGGACAACAAGAUCGUAGUGCCGAAGCGCUACGAGAUCGACCCAAACCAAGUGGUCAUCGAGGCGGUCCUGCAGAAGUUUGAAGCCAAAGGAUAUCUCAAGCUCCGCCCAGAACGCCUGAAGUAUACGCCUUUCCUCACAGCGCGCGCCCCCGCUCUUCGCUCGCUCGAAACCACAACCACAGCGGACGAAGACGAAGACAGCGAGGACGAGGAGUCUCCAACGCCGUCAUCCAACAAGGAGAUCAUUUCGACGCCGGCUGAGCUCGACCAAAGCGACACCGAGGACACUCCAGACAAGGUUGCCGCUGGAGAGGACAAGGCGACUUUGCAGCUGGUUGCAGCUCUCUCAGUUUCGCCAGUGCGCUCUUUGAGAAAGCGGUCAAUCAACAGCAGCAACCCGAGCCCUGAGCACUCGGCUAAUGCUCUGCGCAGCACCAUCUCAGCGAGCCCCGCGAACGGACGUCGGCGGAGCCAGCAAGGAGAUGGUUCGAGAGCAGCGUCGCCGCUCAAGGCUGGCGCAGCUCCUGUACCGCCGCCGCGAAAGCGGCUGAUCAUCGAGAGUGACGACGACGAUGAGUCGACACAGGAUGCGGGGGUUGACGAGUAUGCGGAGGGAGAGGAGGAUGCUGACGGGGAGGACGAGUACGUGGAGGAAGUGGAUUAA
Molecule: messenger RNA, 3225 nt
Organism: Cutaneotrichosporon cavernicola
Lineage: Eukaryota; Fungi; Basidiomycota; Tremellomycetes; Trichosporonales; Trichosporonaceae
Gene: SAS3
Exons: 8
Coding region: 1-3225 (1074 amino acids)
Biological process (GO): negative regulation of DNA-templated transcription; positive regulation of transcription by RNA polymerase II
Cellular component (GO): chromatin
Molecular function (GO): transcription coregulator activity; histone acetyltransferase activity
Source: RefSeq, a predicted model, not a curated record